Molecule: messenger RNA, 1249 nt
Organism: Drosophila arizonae
Lineage: Eukaryota; Metazoa; Arthropoda; Insecta; Diptera; Drosophilidae
Gene: Septin1
Product: Septin 1
Molecular function (GO): GTP binding
Source: RefSeq, a predicted model, not a curated record
CUGUAUGCUCUUCAGUGUGUGUUGGUUCUAGUUCAUUUCAGUUCAUGAGCAACAUAUUUUGUUCGUCAUUUAAUUUUUGUUUUUUUAAUAUGGCUGAUACAAAGGGUUUUUCGAGCAUUGAGACACCCGGCUAUGUGGGCUUUGCCAAUUUGCCCAAUCAAGUGCAUCGCAAGUCCGUGAAAAAAGGCUUCGAAUUUACGCUGAUGGUUGUCGGCGAAUCGGGCUUGGGCAAAUCGACGUUGGUAAACAGUUUAUUUCUCACCGAUUUAUAUCCGGAGCGCAUUAUACCUGAUGCCAUAGAAAAACAAAAGCAAACUGUAAAGCUGGAGGCAUCGACCGUAGAAAUUGAGGAGCGGGGCGUUAAGCUUCGUCUAACGGUAGUCGACACACCUGGCUUUGGCGAUGCCAUCGAUAAUUCAAAUAGUUUUAACGCCAUAUUCGAGUACAUAGAUGAGCAAUACGAACGCUUUCUCCAGGACGAAAGCGGACUAAAUCGUCGCAAUAUUGUGGACAAUCGCAUACAUUGUUGCUUCUACUUCAUAUCGCCGUUCGGCCAUGGCCUAAAGCCUCUCGAUGUGGAAUUCAUGAAGAAACUGCACUCGAAGGUGAACAUUGUGCCUGUAAUUGCCAAAGCCGAUUGUUUAACAAAGAAGGAGAUAUUGCGUUUGAAAUGCCGCAUCAUGCAGGAGAUUGAGAGCCAUGGCAUUAAAAUAUAUCCACUGCCCGACUGUGAUUCAGAUGAGGAUGAAGACUACAAGGAGCAAGUGAAGCAAUUGAAGGAAGCUGUGCCUUUCGCCGUCUGCGGCGCUAAUACUCUGCUCGAGGUGAAGGGGAAAAAGGUGCGCGGUCGCCUCUAUCCAUGGGGUGUUGUUGAGGUUGAGAAUCCGGAACAUUGUGAUUUUAUCAAACUGCGCACCAUGCUCAUCACACACAUGCAGGACCUCCAAGAGGUUACCCAAGAGGUGCACUAUGAAAACUAUCGUUCCGAUCGCCUUGCCAAGGGCAUCAAAGGCAAAGAGAAUGGCAUCAAAUCAGAUCGAAUCGAUACGAAUGGCUCGACACAAGUGGGCGUAAAUAGUGUGCUAUCCGAGAAGGAUCGCAUACUGCAAGAGAAGGAGGCAGAGCUGCGUCGCAUGCAGGAGAUGCUUGCACAAAUGCAGGCGCGCAUGCAGGCACAAAAAUGAGCAGCUUAAACAGAAGAUGAGAUGAGAUGAGAGCGUAGCACGUAUUGUGCAAUCUACACAUACAC